Molecule: messenger RNA, 9189 nt
Organism: Scatophagus argus
Lineage: Eukaryota; Metazoa; Chordata; Actinopteri; Scatophagidae
Product: trichohyalin
Exons: 45
Coding region: 383-6754 (2123 amino acids)
Cellular component (GO): sarcoplasmic reticulum; membrane
Molecular function (GO): signaling receptor binding
Source: RefSeq, a predicted model, not a curated record
UGUUCCCCCUCACCCAGCCCUGUGCUUAGCUUGGCUCUUUCCUUCCCCUGCGUUGCUUUGCUUUGCCCCACCGUCCCCAGAUCCCCUUCUGUAAUGCUGCCACACUGGCAGCUCCAAAUUCCCCAACACCUAUGAAAUUCCAUGUUUGAUUUUCCAUUUUUUUCUUCUUUUUUUUUUUAUCUUGGAGAAGUUCAAUCUGUGGACUACAUGUUUCAGGAAACAAGAAUGCGAUCACCAACUGGAAAUGGAUUGAUUUAAUAACUGGAAUUUUUUUUUUUUUUAACUUGCAAGCGAAUGAUUCAUACUGAAGCUGGGAUUUUCCAUUCACGAGGAGGCUUUGGCCUGACUCAUAAAUAAUACCUGAAACUGUCUCCAUAUCACCAUGGCUGAAGCCACGGGGUCCAAUGGGGUAGCUGUACCACAGUCGAGCUCCAUCAGGUCCAAAGGUCUGGGGCUCCUCAGGAAGCUGAAAAUGUCUGCGGAGCUGCUGAUCGCCCUGGUUGCUCUCCUGUCCUGGCUGGUGGUGGGAGUGGUGAUGUUUGACUUUGUGGAGUACAAGGCAGUCCCUGACAUUCAGCAAAUCGUGACUGACCCUGUUCAAGCUGUAAACGACGCUGUUGAUGAAGUAUCCAGUCUGCUCAAUAAGUUUCAAGAAUGUGCACCUGAUUUAAGUGACCCCAUGUCUGCUGUCACUUACGCCGCUGAGGAAAUAUCGGAAGCAAAAGAUGGAUUUGUUCGCCGUUUUUCAGAUGAGGAAGGAAACUUCUACCUCAGCUAUGUUGACCCUGUGGUCAUUGGUAGACGAGCUUUCCAUUCAACUAAUGAUUUGAUGUGUGGACUUGUGGGCUCCUUCAGGGACACGCUUUGCGCUAUAGUGGAUACUGUACUGGACACUAUAUUGGAUAUAAAUAAAGGAAAAACUGACCUUAGCUACAUUGACCCAGUGGUCAUAGGCCGAGAUGUCUUCCGUGUUACUAAUGAGUUCAUGUGUGGAGUGCUUGGCUACAUCCAGGAUGUGCUCUGUGCCAUCCUGGACACUAUUCUGGAUGUAGUGAAAGGAACCAUUGAUAUUAGCUUCAUGGACCCUGUGGUGAUUGGCAGAGAUAUCUUCAGUGUCACUAAUGACACUGUGAGUGGAACAGUGGGUUACAUCCAGGAUGUGCUCUGUGCCAUCUUAGACAAAAUACUGGAUAUAAUAAAAGGAACCACUGACAUUAGCUUCAUUGACCCCGUGGUUAUUGGCAGAAAUGUCUUCAGUGUUACUAAUGACUUUGUGAGUGGAAUAGCAGGAUACAUCCAGGAUGUGCUCUGUGCCAUUGUGGAUGUAAUACUGGACACAGUACAAGACAUCCAACAUGCUGUGGGUUUCAGUCCCCUGUCAGCCCUGAAGAGAACAGCAGAAUUCUCCACAGAACAGAUAAACAUGCUUGUGAGCUACAUCUCUACAACACUGAUCAGUGAACAAGGAAUCAUGCCUGAAGUGUCUCUUGAUCCCAUGAAAGUCAUCGAAGAUGCCGUGUUGGAGUUCACAGACAAGAAAGAUUUGUUCAUAGCGUACAUGUCGAGCAUGCUUGUUGGUGAUCAAGGUGAACCUAUUACCACACCAGUUGUCAAUGUGGUGACUGAUAAAGAUGAAACUGCUGCUUCUGUGUCUGAUAUAAAUUUGGUACGACGCAAAGGUGAAUUCCUGCCACCUUUAGAAAAAGUUCUCAAAGAGGCAAAAGAAAGACACGCAAUAAAAGAAGUUAAAGAUGCCAUUUUUGAAGACCUCAAAGCAGCAGACACUGAAAAGGUGGAUAUCAAAGAAAAGGAAGACGAACACAAGGAAACUGUAGAGAUAAAACUGAAAGAAGAAAAGCCAGAGGUCAAACGCCUUGCAGAGAAACAACAGAAGCUCAAAGAGGAAGAACUAAAGCCUUCCAAAGAUAAAAAAGAAGCAAAGAAACCUCCUAAAGAAAAGCUAGAAGUGAAGAAACAACGCAAAGAAGAAAAAGAAAUUGAGAAAUCACCUCAUGAAGAGAAAAUAGCAAGAAAAACUCCCAAAGAAAAGAAAGGUGUAAAGAAACAUCCCAAAAAAGAGAAAGGAGUGAAGAUAUCACCUGAAGAAGAAAGAACAGUCAAGAAACCAUCUUUAGAAAAAACAGAAGUUAAGAAACCUUCUAAAGAAGAGAGGACAGUGAAAACAUCAUUCAAAAAAGAAGUCAAGAAAGAACUCCAAGAAGAGAAAACAGUCAAGAAACUAUCUAAAGAAGUCAAGAAACCUCCCAAAGAAGAGGCAAAAGGAAAGAAACCAUCUAAAGAAAUCAAGAAACCAACCAAAGAAGAGAAAGAGGUGAAAAAACCAUCCAAAAAAGUGAAAGAAAUAAAGAAACCUCUUAAAGAAGAGACAGAUGCAAAGAAACCACUCAUAGAAGACAAAGAGGUGAAGAAAGCUUACAAAGAAGAAAAAGAAGUAAAGAAACCUACCGAAAAGAAGACAGAAGUCAAGAAACCACCCAAAGAAGAGAAAGAAGUCAAGAUACCAUCUAAAGAAGAGAAAGAAGUGAGAAAGCCUCCCAAGGAAGAGGCACAAGCAAAGACACCAUCCAAACAAGAUGUCAAGAAACCAUCCAAAGAAGAGAAAGAAGUGAGAAAGCCUCCCAAAGAGGAGGCACAAGCAAAGAAACAGUUUAAAGAAGAGAUAGAAGUCAAGAAAGCACCCAAAGAAGACAAAGAGGUCAAGAAACCUUCCAAAGAAGAGAAAGAAGCAAAGAAACCCCCCAAAGAGGAGAAAGAAGUCAAGAAACCACCAAAAGAAGAGAAAGGUGCCAAGAUACCAUCCAAAGAAGAGAAAGAAGUGAGAAAACCUCCCAUGGAAGAGGCACAAGCAAAGACACCAUCCAAACAAGAUGUCAAGAAACCAUCCAAAGAAGAGAAAGAAGUGAGAAAGCCUCUCGAAGAGGAGGCACGAGCAAAGAAACUGUUUAAAGAAGAGACAGAAGUCAAGAAACCACCCAAAAAAGACAAAGAGGACAAGAAAUCUUCCAAAGAAGAGAAAGAAGUAAAGAAACCCCCCAAAGAGGAGAAAGAAGUCAAGAAACCACAUAAAGAAGACAAAGAAUUCAAGAAACCUCCCAAAGAAGAGAAAGAAGUAAAAAGACUACCAAAAGAAGAGAAAGAAAUCAAGAAACAAUUCAAAGAAGAAGUCAAGAAACCCCCCAAAGAAGAGGCAAAAGUAAAGAAACCAUCUAAAGAAGAGAUAAAAGUCACAAAAUCACAUAUAGAAGAGAAAGAAGUCAAGAAGCCACCCAAAGAAGAGGUCAAGAAACCAUGCAAAGAAGAAAAAGAAGUAAAGAAACCUCCCAAAGAGGAGAAAGACAUCAAGAAACCAUCUAAAGAAGAGACAAAGGUAAAGAAACCAUCCAAGGAAGAGAAAGAAGUCAAAAAACCACCUAAAGAAGGCAAAGAAAUCAAGAAACCACUCAAAGAAGAAGUAAAGAAACCUACCAAGGAAGAGGAAAAAGUAAAGAAACCAUCUAAAGAAGAGAUAAAAGUCACAAAACCACAUAUAGAAGAGAAAGAAGUCAAGAAACUUUCCAAAGAAGAGGAAGAAGUAAAGAAACCUCCCAAAGAGGAGAAAGGCAUCAAGAAAUCAUCCAAGGAAGAGGCAAUGAUAAAGAAACCACCCAAGGAGGAGAAGGAAGUCAAAAAACCACCAAAAGAACACAAAGAAAUCAAGAAACCAUCCAAAGAAGAAGUCAAGAAACCUCCCAAGGAAGAGGAAAAAGUAAAGAAACCAUCUAAAGAAGAGACAGAAGUCACAACACCACAUAUAGAAGAAAAAGAAGUCAAGAAACUUUCCAAAGAUGAGAGGGAAGUAAAGAUACUAAUAAAAGAAGAGAAAGAAGUCAAGACACUUCCCAAAGAAGAAAAAGAAGUCAGGAAACCAUCCAAAGAAGCAACAGAAAUAAAGACACCAUCAAAAGCAGACACAGACUUAAAAACAUCAGAGGAGAUGAAAAUGAAAAAGCCUCGAGAGGAGAAGACAGAGAAAGACAUUAGGCUUAAAGAAAUGAGGGAAGUAAAGAUGCCAUCUAGAGAAAGGAAAGAAAUGAAGAAACCCUCUAAAGAGAUGAAAGAAGAAAAGGAACCAGCUAAGGAAGAGAAAGAAAUUAAGAAACCUGUACAAGAAAAAGAGAAAAAAGUGGUUAAGAAGCCCUCUAAAGAGAAGAAAGAAGUUAAGUUUUCCAAGGAUGAGAAAAAAGAGAAGAUGGAAAGGCCUUUUAAAUUAGAGACAGAAGAGAGACAGAAGGCCUCUAAAGCAAAGAGGUUAGUAACACCUUCAAAGAAAGAUGUGGAAGACCAGAAACCUUCCAAGGAAAAGAAAGAAGAGAAAAUACCUUCUGUGGUGGAGGAAGAAGAGAGGAAGUCCUCUACUGAAGAGACAGAAAUGAAAAAGCCUCCUGUAAAGGAGGAAGUAGCCAGGAAGCCUAUAAAGAAGGAAAAAGACCUAAAGAAGCCUUCUGUGGAGGAAAAAACUCCCAAAAAAGAGGAAAAGCCCACCAAGCCAAGAGAGGUCAAAAAGCAUUUCAAAGAAGAAGAAGGAAGGAGGGAAAAGGUAUUGUCUUCGAAAGAAGAACAAGAAUCAACAAAGCUCUUGAGAGAAGAGAAGCAACCAGACAAACCACCUAAAGAGGCCAAAGAAGUUAAAAAGCCUCCCAAAGAAGAGAAAGAGGUUACAAAACUUGCAAAAGAAGAACCAAAAAAGAUCUCUAAAGAGAAGAAACAACCAACUAAGCCUACUAAAGAGAUGAAAGAAGAGGAGAUGCCUUCCAAAGAAAGAGCAAUGCCAGAGAAGUUCUCUGGAGACAAACAAAAACAAGAAGAACUGUCUAGAAAGGAAGACAAAGAACCACAGAAGCUUUCUAAAGAAGAGACAGCACCAAGGAAGCCCACAAAAGAACAAGACCAAGAGAAAACUUCCAAGAUGAGGGCUGGUGUCAAGAAGAUUGCCAAAGAAGAAAGAGAACCAAAGAUCUCUAAGGAAAAAACCCAGCUAACAAAGUCUUCAAAAGAGAAGGAAGAAAUUGAGAAAACUCACAAAGAGUCUGCCAAGAAGACAGAGACUAAGACAGACACUAAACCCAAAAAGUCUGCAAGGAGGAUUAAGGUAGUCAAGACUGAGGUUGCAUCUAUCCUGAAGAAGGAACAUCUAAAUGUUACAAAAACAGCUGAUGAACCCAAGAAGCUGAAAGCUGUGAAAAAGCAGAUAGUUCCUGUCCUGAAAAGAGAACAUCUUAAUGUUACAAAAACAGACACCAAACCCAAAAAGGCUACAAGGAGGAUUAAGGUAGUCAAGACUGAGGUUGCAUCUCUCCUGAAGAAGGAACAUCUAAAUGUUACAAAAGCAGCUGAUGAACCCAAGAAGCUGAAAGUUGUGAAAAAACAGAUAGUUCCUGUCCUGAAAAGAGAACAUCUUAAUGUUACAAAAACAGACACUAAACCCAAAAAGGCUGCAAGGAGGAUUAAAGUAGUCAAGACUGAGGUUGCGUCUGUCCUGAAAAAGGAACACCUUAAUGUUACAAAAACAGAAGUUCCUAUGGUGAAAGCCAAACCAGAACCUGCAAAGAAAGUCGCAGCUCCCAAGGAGCCCAAGAAGGAACCAAAGCAAAAAAUCAAACCUAAACUUGUAAAAUCAGAAGUUCCAAAAGAAAAGACCAAAGAAACUCCUGCUAAGAAAGAAGCUGUUAAAGAAAAGGUCAAACCAGUUAUCCUGAAAAAAGAGAAAGAGGGCACAUCCAAAAAUGCCUCUCUGGUGAAACAAAGAGUCAAAAUAGUGCCUAUGAAAAAAGUUGUGGUUUCCCAACAGAAGCCCAAGCCAGUUGUGCCAAAGAGAGGACCUGCUCCGCUCAAGAUGAAACGAGCUCCAGUAGUCAAAGAGACAGAAGGACCACACAAAAAUGUCUCACUAACCAAGGAGAAAGUCAAGGUUGUGCCCCUGAAGAAAGUGCCUACAACUGCAAAAGAGAAAGUCAAACCAGCACCAACAAAAAAAGAAACUGAGGUUCUCAAGGAGAAGAAAGCCAAGCCAGUGACUCCCACAAAAGCACCUGUUAUCAAAGCAAAACCAAGAUCUGCUGAAAAGAAGAAAGAACUCGAGGCCAAGCCAGUUCUUGACACCAAAGCACCUGACAUUACUAAGGAGAAGCCUAAGCAAGCUCGUGAAAAGAAAGCUCUUUCUAAAACAGAGGCUGAAACAAAGAAGGACAAGGUCAAAUCACUCCUAAAGAAGAAAGAGUCCAAAGUACCAGAGGACAAAGUCAAACUGGCACUUACGAAAGAACUGGAGACUCUUAAAGAGAAGGACAAACUUGCUACAGUGAAGAAAGCCGUGUUCAGGAAAAAGGCCAAACCAGUCCUUGUGAAGAAAGAGCCUGAGGUUUUAAAAGACAAGGUCAAACCCAGUGCAACAAAGAAAGAGGACAGAGUUAUUAAAGAAAAGCCAAAGCCUGUAAAGAAAGAAAAAACAGCAGAGAAGAAAGCACCCAAGAAGGAGAAAGCUAAAGAGAGCAGAGUUCUUAAAGAGAUACAAGAACCUGCAAAGAAAGAAGGAUCUGCUGAGAAGAAACUUGCCAAGGAGGAGAAAGUUAAAGCUGAGCCUUCGGUGUCAGACAGCUUUCUUAUUGACGAGGAGCUGCCCUACUUCCAGUGUUUCUUUGUGGACGAGGACGAGGCCCAGUUUCCAUUCUACGCCUUUUCACCACUGCAGAUUUGAAGCUUCAGUCUGAUUUCCAGUCUGAGGUUUACAAAUUAGUCAACUUACAGAUGACAACGAGGUCACGUCACACCCUGCGCUGCCGAAACGCAGCCCGCUGUUCAUUGUUGAUCUCCAGGAGAAAGCCCUGGACAGCAGGGAAUGAUGGGUGAUUUUAUGUGAUGGACCUAUUUUGAUUUUUAUUUCCAGAUUUGGUUGAGCUCUCGUACCAAAUACGUGCAGCCAGUGUCAUUCCUUUCUUUUCUUUUCUUUUUUUGUUUAUUUAUUUUGUUUAAUUCUUUUGAAAGGUGGAUAUCAUGAGAAUAUUAAAAUGGAACAAUUCUGUACUUUGAAGAGCAAUAAUUUAAGUCCUCACCGCAACACAUGCAAAUGAAUACAAUGGUGUGUUUUUAAAGAUGGUAUGUAGUGUAGAAUAUGUUCAACUUUGCUAACAGGGUACAAAAAUGGCGGCAGUUGCUGAUUGAAGGUAGACAGGUGUUCCGUUCCUCUGAGCCCACAUUUACUUGAAAAGUGCAGUCACAUUUUUAAGCUCAGUCAUCUGUGUAAGUUGCUGUUAAAGCCUUCAAAUCAACAGUUGGGCUUUUAUAGUGUUUCUGCAUGAUUCCAAGUCAUUUCAAGGAAACUUCACUCACAUAUUCCUCCCUAACGGGUACAAACUAACUACUGAAAGGAAAGGAUUCUUUUUUUUUUUCUGUCUACAUGUUAUGUCUCAAAAGGAAUGACCAUGCGCUGUAUAUGAGAGCUCCCAACACUACCUGAAACACUACCUUUAAAGUCUUAUUGAACUGUACAAUGUAGACAUGUGCCCCAGCUCCUCAUUUUGACAUUUGGUCUAAAAACAAGCGCUGCAUUGUCUGCAUACUCAAAACUGACUUGAGUUCAUUUAACUUUUUCUGCUGUCAAGUAUCAGAUUUGUUGUGUAACUGGAUGACAGACUCGGAAAUGUUAUCCGGCCACUCACACAUUUGAAUUUGAUGGCAUUUGUCAAUGAGAGCGCAGGUGCAAGUCUUUUCUUGCACUGUUACCAAAGAUGUUUUACAGGCUGGAACAUUAAAAGUACAGUAGGGCACAUGUGAUUCACUUUUCGUCAGUCAAAAUGGAUGACUGUUGUAGUGAACAGCAGUUCCUUGAUAGACCAAAAACACCCUGUCACUUACUUUUGUCAGUGACUGUUUGUGUGCGUGCACAACGUAGAAACAAGAUAUAUUUUAGCAACCUUUUGAAUAGGUUCUUAUAAACCACAAAGAGUCAGAAAAUGUUUAAAAGUCUUUGAAAGUAUCUUUUUUUAUGUUUUUAACAUAAAAUGAUAUCACGCCUGCAUCAUAUCGUCACAUCUCAUGUACUGUGCUAAAACAGGAUCCUUAUCACAGUUUAUUUAUAUAAUGGGAUGUACAGUAUGAAUGAUGUCAGUCAGUGAUUUUUGAAUGCUGUGAUUGGUCAAAAACGAAAUCCAGGUCAUUUAUUUAAAACGCCUGAAGAAGGGAGAGAGCUGCAAGAAUCAGCUCCUCCACGGGUUUGUUUGUUGCUAACAUGUUGACUGAGGUGAAACAUUUACAUCUUGGAUUAUAUCUGGACACUGUGUGAUUACACUGUAAGGUGUUGCAGGGGCCGUCACGUGUUUGGGAAGAUAACCUCAGAUGUAAACUGGUACAUUAUUUCUCAGUUUGUGCCAGCUGCUGUUUACAUAUGCCUCUUAACAUCGUGCUUCAUAUGCCGCAUAGAAGACAUUAGCACAGCUUGUGACACGAAUCCAAAAUGUACUCAAAAUGAAAUCCACUUAUCUUUUUGUUGAAAUAAUACAAGCACAGUCUUUAGUAGUCUAUAGAUGGUGUAUAAGAUCCUCUCCACUUACUGUAACAGUGGGAGUUUUUGUGGACACUAUCACAGUUGGGCAAUUUGUUCCCAAAGUGAUUUGUACGAGUUAUUGGAUUUUUAUUGUUAGUAUGCUUGUAUCGAUCAUUGUACUGCAUUAUAUUUAGCACUAACUUUACUAGGUAAACACAUGCAUACAUGUGGUAAAUACAUACAUUUUUGAAUACCUGAGUAAUCAAACAACUGUAUGUUUCUCUGAUAGUCCUUGAAUGAAAUGUGCAUGAUUUGUUUGUGUUUUAAUGUAUGAUCCCAAAUGUUUUUGUGAUAUUUUUCCCAACUUUGAGAAUGGCAAUACUAAAUACUUGAAUUUAUUUGACACCAAUGCCAACAUUUGUCACUCAGUUGUGUUGCUAAUGUGAUACUUACAUAAACCGUCACAUUUAAAGUAAUCUCAUUGUAAAUAGUUAAUUAAAUGGAAAAAAAUAGACAGUUUUAUCCCUGAAGAAUUACUACUGAAACUGCUCUUUAACUGCAGAUGAAAUCGCAUUAUGUAUCAUUUGGCAAUUAUAUAUUCCUUACGCUUGUGAAUAGUAGCAAUUUGACAUUAAAUUAUAGCAGUGCAA